Molecule: messenger RNA, 2160 nt
Organism: Lottia gigantea (owl limpet)
Lineage: Eukaryota; Metazoa; Mollusca; Gastropoda; Lottiidae
Exons: 18
Coding region: 1-2160 (719 amino acids)
Biological process (GO): intracellular signal transduction; regulation of GTPase activity
Source: RefSeq, a predicted model, not a curated record
AUGUUAUAUUGUAUUUCCAGGAAUGGUAAAAGCGAUCCGUAUUGUGUACUGAAAGUAGAUAAUGAAAUUAUUUCAAGGACUGCCACUGUAUAUAAGAAUUUAGAACCAUUAUGGGCUGAAGAAUAUACAUUACAUAUGCCAUAUGAUUUUACAGAUUUAUCAGUUUCUGUGUAUGAUGAAGAUAGAGUCAGUGGAGAUGAUAUUAUUGGUACUGUUUCAAUAACUAAAGAUAUCAUAAAGAAACUUAGUGAUCCGAGAGGUUUAGAGAACUGGUUUCCACUACAAAAAGCUGAUAAAGAUUGGGAAAUACAGGGUGAAAUAUUAUUAGAAUAUGGUAUAAAGCCUUCUGAUUCUUCUCCUCAAAAUUACAUCUUUUAUAUUACCAUUGAAGAGGGCAGAGAUUUGGCACCAAAAGACAAAGAUGGUUAUUCAGAUCCAUAUGUCACUGUUCAAUGUUUAGAUGAAACUAGAACUACAGCUCGUCAGAAGAAAACAAGAUUUCCAGAAUGGCAUGAGAGGUUUGAAUUUGCUUUACCUGGUGUUUAUGAAUAUCAUGAAGUAGUAUUAACAGUUUAUGAUAAAGAUAGACUUCGUAGUGAUGAUUUUAUGGGUCAGCUGGUAGAAAGGAUCCUUGUGAACUUAAAUUGCUAUCCUUGUAAAAAUUGGUUGUUCAUUCUUUAUUGUUGUAUCCAUCACCAUUUAUAUUUUGACCGAGGUAAAAUAAGAUUAAAGAUAUUUCUAUUAGAAGAAAUAGUUCUACCAUUACCAGCAUAUCAACCUAUUAUAGAUGUUUUAACAGAUGCUGCCAAACCUCAUAAGAAAUUUGGAUCGAUAUUUUGGGGAGUACUGAAUGAAGUUAGACAGUUAGAUUUAAAUGAGACAGCUGGAGCAUUGGUACGAUUAUAUCUAAGUCAAGAUACAGCUAUAUCAUUUCUAGAUUGUAUAACUAAACUAGAUAUAGAUGAUACAGAUGAUCCUCAUACGUUGUUCCGUGGUAAUACGCUUGGUACUAAGGCUAUGGACCAGUUCAUGAAGAUAGUUGGUAUGCCAUAUUUAUAUGAAACACUAUAUAGUACAAUAGAUAGAAUAUUUAACGAAAGAAAAACGGUAGAAUUAGAUCCACAUAGAGUCAAUAGUGUUAGGAGACGUCAUAGUUUACAUAAAGAAUCUGAAAAUGAUAUUCUACAGAAUAGUCAAGAUCUUUUACAACAUUACAUGGCAGACGUCAUGGAAGCCAUCUUUAAUUCUGUUGAACAAUGUCCACUUAAAAUGAGACUAGUAUUUAGAAAUUUAACACAUCGAGUCAAAGAAAAAUGGCCGGAAACUGAACAUCAGGACUGUCCUUAUCAAGCUGUAGUUGGUUUUUUAUUUUUGAGAUUUUUUGCCCCAGCAAUAUUAGCUCCUAAAUUAUUUGGUUUACAAGAUCAUCAUCCAAAUGUUAAAAUAUCACGAACUCUUACAUUAUUGGCUAAGUUAACCCAGCUAAUUGGUAAUUUAACCUCAUUUCAAGUUAAAGAAGAGUGGUUUCAACCAUUAAUACCUAUAUUAAAAACUUAUGUUGUUAAAAUAAAAGAUUUUAUAAAUAAAUUAGUAGAAGUAGCAGCACCAGAUGAAGAAGGCAGUGUAAUAUUACGUCAUGGAGUUUUAUAUAAAUGUCGCUAUCAUCCCAAACGUUUACUCCGUCCAUUUGUAUUUAAAAAACGACAUUUCUGGUUGACAAGAAAAUGUCUUCAUUAUUCUAAAACAGCAGCUGUUGAUGGUAAUUCCAAGUUUUUAGAUGUACAGACUAUCUGUGCUGUCGAGAAAAUAGAUUAUGGUGCUCUAGGUAAAAGUAAUGUUGGUCAGAUUAUUGUUAAAAGUAAGGAUGGUGAACAAGAUAUACUUUACUUUCAAGCUAAGGAUGUCAAUGAAGUGACUAAUUGGAUAUCAUCAUUACGUAAAACAUGUCAAUAUAAUAAAUGUCGAGUAUCAUCAUAUCAUCCUGGUGUUUAUAAACAUGAUAAAUGGACAUGUUGUCAUAAACAGCAAACAACAGCUCCAGGUUGUAAUCAGACAUAUCAUGGAGUAAUUAUUGGUGAUUGGCAGGAUCCCUUAGAUACAGCACGUGAAGCUCAAAUUAUAACCUCUCAAUUUUAUCAUGGUUUAUAUAAACUACAGUAA